CCCCCCUUCUACAACCGCCACGCCUCACGACAUUGAUCACGCUUCGUCACGUUGAUCGCGGACCUUUACGGCAGGAAAAGUGAAAAAGAUUCGGAACUGCGCGCCAUUCUGUGCACAUCUGCCAUACUUGGUCGCAUCAGUACCGCACGUUUUCUGUCAUCGCAUGUCAAGGCCCAACCAGCAACCGUCGAAAGGCAACAGGCCAUAAACGCCGGAUUUUGAUGCUUCCCCCGCGCCCAAAACAGGUUCCGCGCCGCUGGAUAGCGUCUCUCGGCCAAAGCAGCUGUCGCCCAUGCGUUGUCAAUAACAACAUUCGAACCGCUGUCGCCACUGUUGGACGUGGUCGUGGUGCUGUCGGUGUCGGUAGAUAUGUGACCACUCAGACCUCGCUCACUUCCGCCGGGUCUAGACCCUCCAGCGUGCUACUUGCCGUCCCCGCCCGGCCCGUCAUCGACAUCACGCCGUGUUGUCCUCGACUGUUUCAGCUCCAGAUUCGCGGCAAAAAGACCCGGACCGUUGUGCAGUUGAACGAUCUGCCCCUUCCGUCCGUCGUUGAAUCCGCCGUCAAUGGCCCUCUUCUAGUGGUGGAGGAGUCAGUCCAGGAAGAAGGCACCUCGACGGCUCGCCGCAAAAGGAUCAAAAGGACGAUUCUGCAGCUGGAUCAGCUACCCGUGUCCCAGACUACUCUAACCUCGGAUCCGAUCCUGGAUGCUCAGAGAGAUAUAAAUCCAAACGAGGACAUGGACUCUGGUAAGAGUAAACGGGGCAGGCGGAGGAUUGUCAAGUUAGACGAUUCAUCCACUACGCCAGUUGCUAUGCUCGACGAGGCUCUCCUGCCCGUAAAAGAAGCAACAGAAGAGGCAGCCGACGUAGAGCAGAAUGAGCCAUCAACACAGCGUAAAAGAGACAAGACGAGGACCGUCAGGUUGAAGGAGAUCCCUCAGGGCGCCCUCCUUCCCGACGAGUCUUUCCCGCCACGGCAGCAGGAAGACCAAGAACCAGCUUACCCAGCAGUAAUCCAACAGCAUCGCCACAAUAUGCAAAAGUUUGACAACUGCGUGUUGCUGACGCGCGUAGGAGGCUUCUACGAGAUGUACUUUGAGCAUGCGGAGGAGGUCGGCCCGCUUCUGAACCUCAAAGUCUCACAAAAGAAAACGAGCGGCGGCCCUGUCUCAAUGGCUGGGUUUCCUUUCUUCCAACUUGACCGUUACCUUAAAGUCUUAGUCGAAGACCUGAAUCGCCAUGUAGCCAUAGCGGAGGAGUACAGAAAUUCCCCUUCAGAGCAGAUCAAAUCGGGUGGUUUGAUGCACAAUCGCAGAGUUACUCGCAUCGUCACCCCGGGCACUCUGAUCGACGAGAACUUCAUGGACCCGUACGCGAACAACUACAUUAUGGCCAUUCAUCUGCCUUCGGAUUCGUUGGAAGGAAGCUCGAGUUUUCAAGAAGCCUUGAACACCGGAACUGGGCAAAAGAAGGAGUCCCUUGUAGGUUUAGCAUGGCUAGAUUUAUCCACGGGCAACUUCUACACCCAGCAGACGAGCCUCAUAGCCUUGGGCAGUGUCCUCUUGCGGGUAUCUCCGCGAGAAAUAGUCCUCGAUAAGUCCCUUGAGUCUGCCGAAGGUCACGAUAUCUUGUCCGUCCUAAACGAAGAGAGAUAUCCCGUUACUUACUCACCCCAGAGCGAGAAUAUACAAACCCUCAAGGACUGGGCGCCGAUGCUGGACGCAAAAAUACCUACAGAAACAGUAAUCAGGUUCACGGACGAUGAGAUCAAGGCAGGCAAUGUCUUGCUUCACUAUGUUACAGACCGACUUCAAGGCUUGAGCAUGAAGCUUCAGCCGCCAAUACGUCACGACAACAUGCAAAUUAUGACUAUCGACAAGAACAGCAUGCGAUCUCUGGAGAUCAAGAAAACCAUGAGGGAAGGCUUCUUCGCGGGAAGCUUGUUACAUGCCAUCAGAAGGACAGUGACCAAGAGUGGUGCGAGACUGCUUAAUGAGUGGCUCAGCGCCCCUUCAACGUCCCUUUCGGUGAUAAACUCUCGUCUUGAUCUCAUAACCCGCUUCAUCUCGAACCCAGAUCUCAGCGACGCCAUCACGGUCCUCCUCCAUCGCUCCCACGACACUCAGCGUCUCGUCCAAAAAUUCGCCCUCAACCGCGGUGACGCCGACGAUCUCCUCCGGCUCGCCAGCACCAUCAAGGCCACCGAGGACAUCGUCAACCACCUAAAGUCCACCAUGUCCUCCGAAGAUAAUAACCCAGAAGAAGAUGAUUGCCUAACCAAGCUGAUCGACCGCAUAAGCCUCGAGCAACCCCUCAAGCUCGCCAAGCGGAUCUGGGACGCCAUCGACGAGGAAGGGCUCGUCCAGCAACACCAGCUCGAAGAUAGCGAGACGGGCGAGAUGCUUGCUCUCGCGCAGGAAAUCGUCAAGGGCGAAGGGACGGAGGAGGAUGGGCGGGCGCUUUUGCCCAAGGGGGCGACGGCCAAGAGUAAUAGGGCUAGGGCGGAGCUGACCCAAAACCGAAAUCAACAGGAAAAGGAUCUGUCAAAAGACAAUAGGAAAAUGAGUCUGCGAAAUUACUACGGCGAAGACAACCAGGUCUGGAUCAUGAAGCCCAAAGCCAACAGGGCCCUGGCUAAGCUCCACGCGGAACUCAGAUCGCUGCAGGAACAAAAGGAGAAGCUCACCGAGGAGUUCCGCGCAAAGUAUGCGGCGCCGUCGCUUACGCUGAAUUGGAAAGCCGGAUUGGGCCAUGUUUGUGUCGUUCGAGGGAGGGAUGCUCGAUUGGCGAUGGGAGAAACCAGUCGUCGCACCAGAACAUCCAGCAGCAGCAGCAACAGCAUGUCCGACCCCAUCGCUGACACCACCGACGCCGAUGCUGCGGACGCCGAUGGCGAACCCAUCCCCGAACCCGUCCCAGAACCUGAAUCCCUCUCCACCCUCCGCACGCUCUCUACCACCCGGACCACCCGCACCUUCCACCACCCUCUCUGGACGUCCCUCGGCGAAUCCCUCGACCACGUCCGGCUCCGCAUUCGCUCCGAAGAGACGGCUCUCUUCUCCUCUCUCCGCUCCAACGUGGUAACCUUGCUCAUUAAACUCCGUCGCAAUGCGCUCGUCCUCGACGAGCUCGACAUCGCCACCUCGCUGGCCCGGCUGGCGACGGAGCAAAAUCUCGUUCGGCCCAUUCUGCACGAUUCCUCCACUACCAACGGUUCUCAAGGGAUGGGCACGAGGACGGUCAUAGUAGGCGGUCGCCACCCCACCGUCGAACCCUCCCUCCUCUCUCGAGGCAUGACCUUUCAGAAAAACGACUGCCUAAUCGGCUCCCCCGGACAAGGUGCGAUCUGGCUGAUUACAGGACCGAACAUGGCUGGUAAGAGCACGUUUCUGCGACAGAACGCGCUGAUUACCAUCCUGGCGCAGAUGGGGUGUUAUGUCCCUGCCGAUUACGCGGAGCUGGGUAUUGUUGAUGCCAUCUUCAGCAGGGUCGGGUCGGCGGAUAACUUGUAUGCGGACCAGAGCACUUUCAUGGUGGAGAUGAUGGAGACGGCGGCGAUAUUGCGACAGGCGACGCCGAGGAGCUUUGUGAUAAUGGAUGAGAUUGGCAGGGGGACGACACCGGAGGAUGGCACGGCUGUCGCGUUUGCGAGCUUGCAUCAUCUGUUGACGGUGAAUAAGUGUAGGGGGUUAUUUGCGACGCAUUUCCAUGCGGUUGGGGAUAUGCUAAAGGAGCAGGGGUUGGUGGUUGAAGAUGGUGCGAGUAGUGCGGGUGCAAGUUGGGGUGUGGCUAUGUAUUGCACGGAUGUGGAAGAGGACGAGAGCGGCGGAUUUGUCUAUGUGCACAAGUUGCGGAAAGGCAUGAACAGGCAGAGCCAUGCCUUGAAAGUGGCUCGCCUGGCUGGGCUGCCAGAGCCGGCCAUCAAGAUCGCUCAGCAAGUAUUGGCGGUUCAGGGAGUGGUAGCUUAGGAGUUACGGUGAAACAAAAAGGAGUUCAUUCAAAGUCACUGUUGGGAAUUGUGGCACGAGAAUCUGUUUGGCAGUUCAAGGAUUUUAUUGAGAGGGUAUCUGAUAGAAUCUGGAUGUAUCUGGAAAAGUAGAGUUAGCCUCUGGGUACCCCAUGUGUAUGAUAGAUGUGGAGCGAAACAAAAAUCGGG
This is a messenger RNA of Neurospora crassa OR74A, 4159 nucleotides long. It is a transcript of the gene msh1, whose product is annotated as MutS2 protein. Gene Ontology annotation, biological process: mismatch repair. The record is from RefSeq and is a predicted model, not a curated record. Gene Ontology annotation, cellular component: nucleus. Lineage: Eukaryota; Fungi; Ascomycota; Sordariomycetes; Sordariales; Sordariaceae. Bases 222 to 3971 code for a protein of 1249 amino acids. The transcript has 3 exons. Gene Ontology annotation, molecular function: mismatched DNA binding; ATP binding; ATP-dependent DNA damage sensor activity.